Anopheles gambiae (African malaria mosquito) is the source of this 2069-nucleotide messenger RNA. RefSeq names its product protein maelstrom homolog (gene mael). Lineage: Eukaryota; Metazoa; Arthropoda; Insecta; Diptera; Culicidae. Gene Ontology annotation, cellular component: nucleus; P granule. The record is from RefSeq and is a predicted model, not a curated record. Gene Ontology annotation, molecular function: sequence-specific DNA binding. Gene Ontology annotation, biological process: male meiotic nuclear division; regulation of miRNA-mediated gene silencing; piRNA processing. Bases 130 to 1728 code for a protein of 532 amino acids. The transcript has 2 exons.
GACAUUUGGCUCAGCUGUCAGAACGUUAUCUCGGUCAAUUCCUGUUAAAUUCACAGAAGAGGCAGUUGCUAUCGGUGCACAACAUUUACUAAACUCAUUUACCGCAAACCCACACAUCGAAAAACAAAAAUGCCGAAAAAGAACGGUUUCUUUUAUUUUAUGCUCGACUACAAGAAGCGCGAGGAGGCCAAGGGACGAAAGUUCAGCGGCCUGGAUCAGGUGGCACCCAUUGCCGGCGAAGUAUGGAAGAAAAUGAACGCCCAGCAGCGUGAACCGUACAACGUGCAGGCGAAGCAGGACGUGUUAAACACGAGCGGUGGCAAGGGCAAGAUAACCAACAUUGGCAUACCGAUCAGCGAAAUUACGCAGGAAAAACGCGACCGGGAGAGCAAAGCGGAACGGCUGAAAAAGCUCGUCAGCACGCUGGUGAUGAAUGCUGCAUCGAAAAAUGGUAUGUGUGGAGGGAAUCACAGACAAGCGGAGCGUGUUGCUCAUUCCGCCGAUACUCACGGACGCCUUCUUUCCGCCUUUCUUUCCGCAGUGCUUGAAAAGCAAGAGUUUUACUUCAUUUCCAUGGCCUACUUCUGUCGGACGAACACUGGCGUCCAUCUGCCGGCCGAGCUGGCCGUCGUGCGGUACAGUCUCGAGGGUGGCGUAAAGGACAAGCUCCACAUGUUCAUCAAUCCGGGCCGGCUGCCGAUCGGGAUGGCGUACGAUGCGCAGCGGCACGCCGAGGAGGACCACCAGCUGCCGCUGCCACCGAACGCGAUGGGCGUGUCGGAUUACGGUGACGUGGCGAUGAGGCUGUUCUCCUUUCUGCUGCAGAACGACGACAUGCCGCUACUGUUCACCGACGAGACCGAUGUGCCCCGGGUGGAAAGCAUGCUGGAGCACAUUCUGAGCGACCAUCUCAGCGAGAUUGAGCUGCGCAUCUGCCCGCUGGCGGAGCUGUUCUUCCGGCUGAAGCAAAACGUCGAGCUGUACAUGAUGGACCAGACCACCUUCCCGUCCGUGUACAUUGCGCAGCAAAUCAUCACGAAGGACGUGUACGACUACACCAAGGGCAUCAGCUGCGACUACCACGAGGAGAAGGACAACGUGCUGUACUGCCCGCUGUCCCGGUGCAUCCGCUGGGCGUACAUCAUCUCGGACAACUGCUGCCAGGACAUGGGCAUCGAGCCGAUCCCCGGGAAGCAUGUGCCGCUGAACGCCAACACCAACCCGACCGCCUGCACCUACGAUCUGUCCUCGUUCGUGUCGGCGCACGACGACCGGGACUCGUUCGUGUCCGGGUCGAACGUCAGCCGUUUCACGAACCCGCUGACCGGAGAUUCCUACGCCAGCAGCCAGCUGCCGGCGUCGGCGGGUCGAGGUGCAAAGCGUUUCGGUCCGGGCGGCAGUUCGCGGGCCAACAGCAGCAGCAGUGCGGUACGGUCGCACUUUGAAAGCGUCGAAGAGUCGAUCAAUACAAACAGCUCGCUUGAAAGCAGCUCGCUCGAAAGCAGCUCGCAAAGCGACGAUAAGACGGAGCUGCACGAAAGCCUCAAACGUUCGGCCGCGUGGGAAAGCAACAGCAGCAUGGCGGGUGGCAGUGCCUGGGGCCCGGAAACAAAGUCGCCCGCCAGUAGCAGCUUCCGUGGGGCGGGCCGUGGACGGGGCCAGCUGCUGGAGGAGUUUCCACCGCUUGCCGGCGUUGGUGGACGUGGCCGCGCUCGGCGGUUCCUGUGAGCCGGGAGAUUUUUUUCUGUCUUUUCGCAGUUUUUUUUUUAAUCAUUCAUUACUUUCUGUGCGCGUGCCUUCGGUUAGGGAUAUAGUGCCAUGAGCAGAUUUCGAAAACAAAACGCAAACAAUUAGAAUUACAUCCAAAACGAACAAUCAAGAGCUUACUUACUGACUCGCGCGCUUCAUUGUGCACAAGGGCGACGACUUUUUUUUUUUUUUUUUAAAGCAUUUUUACUUGGGCUUAACCAAAGCCAAUGAUUUUUUUUCCCAAGAUUCCCAACCACUCGUUUCGGUAUUAUGAAAUCGUCUGAAUUACGUAUUAAUAAAAGUAGUACGUAAAGAACUUA